AUCGAUCGUUUAUUCGAUUUAGGCUCGAUUCUUAGAAAUUGGGAGAGGUUUAUCCUUAAUCUAAUUAUCCAAUCAUGUUAUGUAAAUCUAGGUACAUAAUAAUUGGUAUUAGAUUCAUUCUAUCCAUGGAGGUGUUUGAUGAAACUACACAAUUUCAACAGAUCUCUGAAAUUUAAAAUAAAAAUCAGUUAAAAUUGGUAAAAUUACAUAAGAAAGUUGAUAAUAUUUCACUUCAAGUGAGCAAGCCAACUACAAAGGAGGAUCUCAAGGAUUUUGCAAGUAGUUUCGAUCAUAUAAUCCAAGCUAGUGGUUUCGAUCGUAUAUUCUAAGCUCAGUUGGAGAAAUUUUUUGGCAAACAUACCUACAAUCAUGACGAUCCAGAAGGAUCUUCAAGAAUUACUUCGAACUCAAAUACUAGUGGUGGAUUAUCAUCUGAUGAAGAAGAUUAUCCUAAACCAAAUGGAGUUUGCGACUGAAUGACUGAAACUGUUGCUCAACCUUCUGAAUCUCAAGAUUUCUGUGUUGAUACAUCUGAAGAAGCAAAAUCAACUCUCACUUCAGUUCCAUUAGGUUUUGUUUCUACAGUUCUCCAUCAGGUUGAAUCUCAGAGCAUUCGAUCGAUUUCUACCGACAAUGAUAAGGACAAGGAGGAUUCAUUUGAUAGUGUAAAUUCUCAAGUUGAUGAAGCUGUAAAGACCGCUACAAAUGCUUUCGUCAAGAUCAGUCAGGUUAAAAUUGACAGGGUUAAUUGUGAGGAACUUGAAUGCUCGAAGGAAUUGGUCUUUAAUCACAAUAACCUAAUUGCUGGUACUAUGAUGGAGUUAUUUGGUUAACUACAUCAUAGUAGAUGGAGUUUCCGUAAUCCUCUACUCUUGCAGAUGGGAAAUGGUUUACGAAAUUCGCUAAAUUUCUGUGAGGUGGCAAGACAAUAUGAUGGUGAAUCAAAGAUUCUCUCAACGAGGCUUAACUGUCAGCUUGUUUUUCUUUCUCUUCGUGCUAGCAAGAUGUGUGAUGUGCCCCAGAUUAUUUUGCAAGAGCUUCUAAAUUUUUCGGUGCUCCUAUUCUUAGUUCACACAGUUUUUAGAACUCGCCUAUCUCUUCCACAAAUUGAUCCUUUUCAGCACUCCAAAUUACUUAUUUCUGAAGUAUUUUGGAGGUUUAUGAUCCAAGAGAGGGUUAUACUGACAGCAGCACACUUCAAUUGGAGUUCUCUGCGCAGUGAGUUCAGCAUUUUAGGAAGGGGAUUAUCUGCGCAUUAUAUAUUACAUGAGCCUGAUGUCUAUAGUAAUUAUCUGAUGCCAGUGGGGUAUUAUAAUGGGAACUCCGACCUUAGUGGUGGUAUGUCUUUUGCUGUUUGAUAGAGGUAAAAAGCUUGAUAACGUGGUAAUGACAUUUGCAACGACUAGUGAUGUUAUACUCAAUUAUGUGCUAGCUGGGAAUUCUACUGAGGUUCGAAUUUUACAGGGAUUUACACCACGACACUUUCUCACUGAAGUUUAUGUUGUCUCUUUUGUCAUUAUCUUCAUAUAUGAGGUGCACACCCAUCCUGCAGUUCGAGGCCAGAUAGAACAGCUGCGUCAACCCAUACGCAAUAGUGAUCCUGGUGGUUCUAUUAGUGCAUACACAACAGUGAGCUUUGACGACAUGGGGCCAAUCCAUUUUAACACACUAAGUACUCAUGAGUUUUAUUCUCUUGUCUGUCUGGAGGUGGUAACCUAUCUGCCAGCGAUCCAUGUAGUCUGCAGGGAGGAGGACGGUUGUUUGCUGGGCAUGCAAAUGAAGUACUUAAAAGUCUUGCCAGAACAUUUACUAGCAGUGGGAUAAUAUCAUAUAAAAGUCUUCCCAGGGUAUUUACUCACAAUGGGUUAAUGUCAUGUAUCCGUCAUGGUAAGGGAGUGCUGCUCAUUAGAAUGAUCAUGCAAUCCUUCAUCCUUGAGGACAAUGAUGUUUUCAAGGGGAGCGGAUUUUCAUGUACCCGUCAUGGUAAGGGAGUGCCCAUGUCCUAUAUAUGUCUGUCUUUAUUAAUAAUAAUGUUAUUUAGUAUAGUUAGGGAUGGUAAUUAAUAGUAUGUUGUACUAGUCGAUUGAGAUGUAACCACCUGGUGAAUUAAUAUCCCUUGGAUGGUAAGGGAAGAAAUGCCUAUCUUUAUAAGGCAGAGUCUGUAAUGAAAAAUGCAGUCCAAGUUUAAUCAAAAAUCAAUUGUUUAUUCGA
Papaver somniferum (opium poppy) is the source of this 2211-nucleotide messenger RNA. RefSeq lists its product as uncharacterized. The transcript has 2 exons. Lineage: Eukaryota; Viridiplantae; Streptophyta; Magnoliopsida; Ranunculales; Papaveraceae. The coding region runs from base 477 to 833 and encodes 118 amino acids. The record is from RefSeq and is a predicted model, not a curated record.